AUGGUUAAACAUACAAUUCAGAUAUUUGCCCGAGUGAAACCUACUCGCUCGAAAGCAGGAUUGUAUGAUUUGGAUGAAGAUGAUGAAGGACAACCACGAUUGACUUUCAUUGUUCCUCGUGAUUUGGCUGAGGGCUUUAUCAAUAACAAGAAAGAGAAUUAUAAAUUCAGAUUUAAGCAUGUUUUUGACCAAAAUUCAAAACAGGAAGAUGUUUUUCAAGCAGUUUCCAAACCAGUGAUUGACAAUGUUUUAUCAGGCUAUAAUGGAACCAUAUUUGCAUAUGGCCAGACUGGGAGUGGAAAGACAUUUACCAUCACUGGUGGGGCCGAAAAAUAUGCAGACAGAGGCAUCAUACCCAGAUCAAUAUCCUACCUGUAUGAACAGUUUGAAAAGGACACAGAAAGAACAUAUGAUUUACACAUUUCCUACUUGGAAAUCUACAACGAAAGUGGAUUUGAUCUUCUCGAUCCAAAACAUGAAGCUUCAAAACUGGAAGAUUUGCCGAAAGUUGGUCUGAUGGAAGACUCGGACCAGAACAUUCAUCUCAAGAACUUGUCUGUACACCAAGCAGGUUCAGAGGAAGAGGCCCUGAAUCUACUCUUCUUAGGGGACACCAACAGGAUGAUAGCAGAGACACCAAUGAAUCAAGCCUCCACACGAUCACAUUGUAUCUUCACCAUCCAUGUGACAUCCAGAGAAACAGGUUCUGCUACUAUACGCAGAGCAAAGCUCCACCUGGUGGAUCUGGCUGGGUCAGAGAGAGUGGGCAAAAGUGGUGUAGGUGGUACUCUUCUGACAGAGGCCAAGUACAUCAACUUAUCUUUACACUUCCUGGAACAGGUGAUUAUAGCACUGUCAGAUAAGAACAGACAGCAUAUUCCCUACAGGAACUCAAUGAUGACAUCUGUCCUUCGGGACAGUCUCGGGGGAAACUGUAUGACCACCAUGAUUGCCACGUGUUCAAUAGAGAAACGCAACCUUGAUGAAUCCAUAUCCACAUGUCGUUUUGCUCAAAGAGUUGCCAUGAUCAAGAAUGAAGUUAUGGUCAAUGAAGAGCUUGACCCAAAGUUGAUGAUCCAGAAACUUAAAAGGGAGAUUCAGCAACUGAAGGAAGAGCUUGCCAUGGCAACAGGAGAACAGCGGACUGACGACCUGACCGACGAAGACCUGCAGAGAUGUCAAGAGGCUGUAGAACGAUACCUGGAAGACACAGAUCCAGAUGUAAUCCUCAGUAUUGGGGCAGACAUGAGAAAAAUCCAGACCUGCUUUCGUAUACUCAAGAAACAUGUACUAGAAAAGCCAGCUGUGACAGAAGUGAUCCGAUCCCCAGCACCUGAGGCGCUGCCCCCCGACACUGGUCCUUAUAGUGAUGCAGAGAACAGCAAGCUAAAGGAUCUCGUACAGCAGAGAGACAACGAAAUCAAUAUUCUUGUGAAUAUGUUGAAGAAGGAGAAGAAGCGUGCAUCAAACGCUGAAUCAGAACUGACCAGUAUGGGCAAGUUUGCUGUGAGGACAUCUUCAGUGGCAGGUGAUGCACCAAGCUACAACAAUGAUGCCUUGAGCCGAGAGUCAACGGGGUCUCGAAGCAGCAGGCCCAACAGCUCUCGUCGGAGGGAGGAACAGGCCAAAACUAAGAUAUUGGGAGAUAUGUCUAAAGGAAGACAGGAGGCCUUUGAAAUCUUCCGACGGGAUUACCCACAGAAGGAGACCAUAGAACAGAAUAAGGUCCAUCUAAAACAACGUUACGCAGAGGCUAAACACUUGGGGGAAAAAGUCAACAAAACUCGCCAAAAAAUCAACCAUUUGAAAGGUCAGAUAGAACAACACAGAAUGCAGUUGGCCAUGCAAGGCCUGGUAGACCCUAACAAUCCAGAACCAGAUGACGAGGAACAAGAGCUGAGGGCAGACAUGGAGGAGGAAAAGGACAGCUAUAAACAGUCAUUUAAUCGUCUGAAGACACUGAAAACUGAGAUAGAACACCUACAACACUUACUCGAGAAAUCCAAGGUGAAGUUAAUGAAGGACUUUGAGAUGUGGUGGGCGGAGCAAGCUCUCAUAUCACAGAACGCCAAGUCUGGAGGUGGUAGUAUGAAGUCAGCAUGGAGGACCCCAACCCCUAAACAAGCCAGGAAGGCCCCACCCCCAGAUCUUGUAUCCCCAGGCAAUUCUACCUUGUCACAGUCCUCCUCAGCCUCUAGUUUGUACCAGUCUGCCUCCAACUCAAUACCUCUACAAACAUAUCAGCCAGCGUCCCAUUCCCAACCUCAACAGUCAUAUCAGCCUGCAUCUCACUCCCAACCUCAGGUCGGCCAUCAUAGACAAAAAGUAGCUACACAACUCUCAAGCUUCUACUCACAGCCACAGUCACAACCUCAGCCUCAAAUGGAAAAGAAUGGAUACAGGCUACCAAGGUCAGCUGGGAAUGAGCAGAAAGCAGGAAUACCAUUAACAGGGGAUUCUAAAGCUGAUGCUGAUAUCAUGGCCUUUGUUAAAGCUCGUCAAAACAUACUUAAACAAGCCAAUGGAAACAGAUGACAGGAGCACCAAUAGAGUUCCAUACUUCCUGUUACUCAUUCCGAUCAUCUCAGAUAAUUACUUAGAGGCUGUAUUUGUCUGUCUCUACAACAGAAGUUGAUUCAGAACACUCUAACAAAUACAGGAAAUGACCUGUCCAAUAUUUACUGGAGAUAACCUUUCUGACAUGUGGUGGAGUU
This is a messenger RNA of Ylistrum balloti, 2714 nucleotides long. Its product is annotated as kinesin-like protein KIF6. Gene Ontology annotation, molecular function: microtubule motor activity; ATP binding; microtubule binding. Gene Ontology annotation, biological process: mitotic spindle organization; microtubule-based movement. The coding region runs from base 1 to 2535 and encodes 844 amino acids. The record is from RefSeq and is a predicted model, not a curated record. The transcript has 21 exons. NCBI's taxonomy places the organism in Eukaryota, Metazoa, Mollusca, Bivalvia, Pectinida, Pectinidae.